Messenger RNA from Crotalus tigris (Tiger rattlesnake), 1358 nucleotides. RefSeq names its product SH3 domain-containing protein C23A1.17-like. The transcript is spliced from 13 exons. Lineage: Eukaryota; Metazoa; Chordata; Lepidosauria; Squamata; Viperidae. Bases 399 to 914 code for a protein of 171 amino acids. The record is from RefSeq and is a predicted model, not a curated record.
AUUGAUGGAAGAACUUCAUUCUCAUUGUCAGAAAUUCCAAAAUAAAACAUUUGACACUUGUUUUAUUGAAGAUACACAUUGCUUCAGUUCAUAUCAUGGAUAUGAUGCAACUGCUCUGUGCACAUUAACAGUUUCUGCCUUCCCAAAUAAAGUACAGGAAAACAUAAUCUGAUGAUCUGCUUCUCCCAAUUUGCUAAAUUAGCACACUGACCUAUAAAAUAAUCUACCCAAGAGUACACUAACAAGCUAUUAUAAAGCCUAUUGCUUUCCAUCAAGUGUGCAGUGAUAUUCUCCAUUUAAUCUGAUACAUAGCUUCUUCACCUCUCUCACUGGAAGUAGUUGGAUGCCACAGGAUAUACAGAGAAUGAAAACAGGUCAGCUAGAGUUUCCCUACCAACAUGAAAUUAUUGAUUCUUGUUGCCUGCCUUCUGAAUGUGGCCAUCACAGUGCCUGUCCGGGAAAGACACCCAUCAAGAGUCACAAAGAAACCAGAAACAGAACAUCAUGGUGUCAGAAGACGUGUUGAGAGGUCAGCAAGUGGAUCCAGUGAAAUGCGCAUGACUCGCUUCAUAGUCCCUCGACAACAGCAAGCAGAUAUACCUCCAGUACCUCCAGUACCAAACAUACCUCCUAUACCAAUACCGGUUCCUGUACCAAUACCACUUGACCCAACUGCGAUAAAUGCUGCAGGGAUGCCGAUAGCUCAAUACCUAGUUCCAGCACCUGCUCAGUUUUACCCUGGAUUUCCUGGAAUGGCGGUAAGAUCUGCAUUGCCGCAUACUCAGGGCUUUCCACCUAUCCUAGGGGUGUCUUCCCAAAUGGCUUGGAUGAGAAACCCUAACUGUCCCACAGAGUAUCCCGGCUUGGGGAAAGCUAACCGCUUGGAAGAUCUUCCUGGACCUCAUCAGCUAUGACCAUAGCAUCCAGUAAUAGAAUUCUUGCAGAUAUGGAGUCUCUUGGUGUCAAUGAAAACGUGAGAGAGAUCAUCCAAGAAGACUUACCUAUUUCUAAUUUCCUGCUACAGUUGCCAACCACAGCUUUAGUGCAUUCUAAAUGUCAUAUUUACUCUAAAUGUUUUUAAAAAAUUGUCUUCAUUUCAUUGAUAACAAUGUACAUUUCCAUUGUGAAGUUACGUUCUUUAUGAUAUGCAAAACCAUCUAAUAAGGCAAUGAUUGGUAAAAUGCAGAAUACUUUCAUCUCACUUAUGGAGUUUUUAAAAGAAACCCUAAGCUUUGAUUUUCCAAUCUAUCUGAGUUCAUUUGAUUAAAAUGUCUCACAGCUUCCAAGCUAAUAUAUUGUGUUCUGUUUAUUGCACAAAUGCAUUACCUCUCUAAUAAAAAAUGCCUAAGUAAAUAAUA